CAGUCUCUCGUGAACGCAUGUACGACAGAUAGGGGAAGUUACACAAAACUGUUUAUAUCGUUUUAAAUAUGGAAUUUUAUUUUUAUUUUUUUUUUACAAAAACACAGAUUCGCUACAGGAGGCCUUUAUUCAUCCCCCGGAGACCUGUGAGGCACAUUUUUUUAAGGAUUCACGCACUUUAUUUGACGUGUUUUGGACUGUGUAAAAGAAACACCGGCUGACUGCGAUGAUAGAGCUUAGAAGAGCCAGGACAAUUUUUAAUAUUACUCCGUGCCAGGACAAUUUUGAAUAUUACUCCGAUUGGAUUCAUCUGAAAGAAGAGAAUUAUAUACACCUAGGAUGCUUUGAGGGCGAGUAAAACAUGGAAUUUUCAUUUUUGGGUGAACUAACACUUUAAUGUAUAAUUUUUCCUUCUGGAGGAACAGUGAGCGUAUGAACCUUCUGUAAUAGUUGCAUAUGAGUUCUUCAGUUGUCCUCAGUGUGAAAAGAUGGAUAUCAAAAUCAUAGAGUCAUUUUUGGAAAAGGUUCAAAUACACAAAAAGGGUGAAAAACCAAAUAAUUUGUGGGACCUGAAGGAUUUUUCUGAAGAACAGUGGGCAGUUUAACGCUUCAGGACAAACAAGGGACUCAUGAACAGCUAUCACUAAACAACAACAACAACAAAACAUUGCUGUGGGUCAUUCAGUCUCUCGCUCUCUCUUGCUCUAAAGGUGGACUCAGUGAUGGAUUUUCCAGAAGACUUUAACCAGCUUGACUUACUGGAGUCUCAUGGCCACAUGAUCCCAGUAGGGACAAAGAGCGGCUGGGUGGAUGAGGAGGAAAGAGAUGAUGAUGAAACCUGUCACACUGAAGAAUGGUAUCAGCAACAGGAGUUUCAAUUACAAGACACACCAACUGAACUGAUAUUAUGGGCCGCUGAGAGGAACAGAUUAGCCACAGUAGAACAUCUCCUCGCACUGGACCCAACACUUGCUAAUUGUCAUGAUAGUGAUGGUUACACUCCUCUACACCGUGCUGCUUACAGUGGCCAUUAUGCCGUGGUUUCUGCUCUUUUGAAUGCUGGAGCGAAUCUUCAUGCAAGAACUACUGAUGGUUGGAUGCCGCUACAUAGCGCCUGUCGCUGGGGUCAUGCCACUGUAGCUUCGUGCCUUUUGAAUUGGGGGGCAGAGGUCAAUGCCUUGACAGCGGGGCGACUCACACCCCUACAACUGGCUGCUGGAAAUACUGCAGCUGGGCAGACGAUUGAGUUAUUGUUGUCACAGCGCACCCUACAGGCAGGACUGAAAAACAGUGCAGGAGAGACUGCUUAUGAUAUUGCACAUCGCACAAGUGAACAUCACAGGCUGUUUGAGAUGGCAGAGCCUUGUAAUAAAAUAUACUGACACAUAUGUGAGCACAGGGUGAAAUUCUGACAUCAAGAUUAUAAAUGUGUCUUAUUAUUAAUAAAUGUAGGUGUGAAAUUACUUUGCUUUUCUAUGAAUAGUAGAGGAAAUUGACAUAAAAAAAAAAACAAGAACUGGUCAUCAGCAUGCAGGAAAUAAGCAGAUGUUCACAACAAUGUCAUUAAAAGUUAUAAGCAUGUCUUUGCGUGCAUGUCAAAGCAUGAAGAGGGUGCAUUUUCUGUGCAGGAUGUGCUUAAAAUCUAGGGGUGGGAGACAAAAUUGAUUCACCUAUCGCAAUUCUUUUUAAAACGAUUUGAAAAUCGAUUUAUAUUUAAUUAUUUUACUUUUCCUAAGAGGUGUUGGGGAGAAGUUAGCACUUUAAUUCCAACAGAGGGCAAAAUAUACAGUAUAGGUGUGUUCAACUUAGAGCAGCACCGUGCAGACGAUCAGAGUAUGACAUCAAAUUACCGCGAGAGUGAUUCGAAAGCAUGCGUAGCCGUCUGUUCUCUGUAGCUCUCGCGAUGCUUUGAUGUCAUACAAUGAUCAUUCUGCGUGCGCAGUGCCGCUGCAUUAGAUGACGUCAUAUACGUUUCAAGCCGGCGUGAGAAAGCAAAACCAUGACGGAGGCAGAGGAUCAAACCCUUCCAGAAUUCUUUCUGCAUCUUCACAUUUUGAAUCUAGUCGACUUUAAUGCUCUGCCAUGACUCUUUAAGUUUGACGUCGACUAGUCGCUGGUCCUAUAGAGGGCGCAAGAGUAUAAGAAAUCUCUGAAGGACUUCCACAUUUAAGCUCCGUUUCCAAACAGUUAAAAUGACAAAUAAAUGCAUACUCUGAAAGCGCUCCACAAGACGUGUGAUUAUAUUACUGGAUGCUCGAAUUGAACGGGAGAAUGCACGUUUUAAACAGCUUAUAGUACAGGUCAGUUAAUCGCCAUUCUAAUCUAAUGCGCUGCUGCUCUGUAACGCACACACAUAGGCUACAGACAGUAGCACAGUUCACACACGCAAUCGCUCUCACUAAUGCAUUCAUACGAAUCUUUACUGUGCUACUUUAUCUGUAUCUGAUUUAGAAAGAGCAGAAAUCUGUGAGAAAUAUAACGACCCAAAGACAAAAGAACUUAUAAAAAUGAGCUGUUAUAGGAGCAAUAACCAUGUGGGCAGCACUGUGUCAUAUGCCAUAGCUGUGCACAAGGUGUUUGAGUCUCAGCUCCAGACUUAUUUGUUCAUUAAUGACGUCAUCAGCGACUAGUCGACUUCGACUCGACUUUCAUCACAUAAAAGUCGACUUUAAAAAAUCAGAAGUCGUUCAACCCCUACUAUGUAUGUGUAUGCUCCUGAAAUAAAAGUUCAGAAAGAUGUGA
This is a messenger RNA of Onychostoma macrolepis, 2742 nucleotides long. It is a transcript of the gene ankrd49, whose product is annotated as ankyrin repeat domain 49. Gene Ontology annotation, molecular function: protein binding. The record is from RefSeq and is a predicted model, not a curated record. The transcript is spliced from 3 exons. NCBI's taxonomy places the organism in Eukaryota, Metazoa, Chordata, Actinopteri, Cypriniformes, Cyprinidae. The coding region runs from base 723 to 1382 and encodes 219 amino acids.